This is a messenger RNA of Sinocyclocheilus grahami, 4692 nucleotides long. RefSeq names its product interferon-induced very large GTPase 1-like. The record is from RefSeq and is a predicted model, not a curated record. Lineage: Eukaryota; Metazoa; Chordata; Actinopteri; Cypriniformes; Cyprinidae. Gene Ontology annotation, molecular function: GTP binding.
AUGAAUAAUCUAUUUCACAAAUUGCAUCUUGAAGGCAGAUACGGUAAUCUGAGAGCUGCAGAUGUUCUUCAGAUAACCAAACAUUCAUUACAGUCUUGUGAAUCUUGUGCUGAAGAGGAGUUGAUUCAGACUUUCAUACAAAAACUACUGAUGAUGAACUACAGAGCAAGAAAUAUUAGCGUUGAGGAGAUUAAUGAACAGGAUCAUAUUCCGCAAAGAUACAAUGACUCAUCUGAUGAUGAGAGUGAUAUUUUCAAUGAAAUGUCUAUCUCUAACAAAGGAACAAGCAAAUCUGAUCUCAUCCACCCGAUGGAUGUUCAGAUGGCAGUGUUUUAUUGUGCUGAUGGUUUCCUGAAGCAGCUGAUGGUGACUAAACUGUCCCAGUGUCAGUACGCUCUGCCUCUGCUUGUUCCUGAUCCAUUCACACGGCAGAUUGAGUUUCCUCUCUGGACAUUCAGACAAAUCAACAAGAGCUGGAAGAUGAGAAACACCAAAAAUGAGAUUAUCACUCAAACGCAGCCGAUCUACAAGGCAGAAACUCCAAUGGUGUGUUUCUUCAGGUUUGGCUCUGUGUCUUCAUCCAAGUCUCAGCUGAUGAAUGAUCUGAUCAAUGAGAAACACAACACGUUCUUCCACAGGAACUGCCCAGGCAGCAGCACAUCCAGAGUCCUGAUGGAUGGAGUGGUGGAGAUCGCCUGGUUCUGGCCCUCUGGAAAGGAUACGGACAAAUUCACUGACUGUGUUGCGUUCUGUAAUCUACACGGUGAUGCAGGAGACCAUGAGAAACAGCUGCAGAUCCUCACUGAAAUGGCCUCAGUCAAUGUUGUUCUUCUACCAAAACUGGACAGGAACGACAAACAUUCAGCAAAGAUACAAAACCUGUACAAGGACAGAAAGCCACUCAUUUGCCUUUUAACUGAAGAUGAAUCUACUGUAAUUCAGACAAAGAAAGGAAAAUACAAGAUUGGCCUAAAAGACAGAAAUCACCCAGAUGUCUCUAAAGAAUUAAAAAAAACUAUAAAUGAUUGCAUCUCAGAAUCAUCUUGCACUUUCAGACUUGAAGAUGUGUCGUCCAAACACUCAGAUAUCAGAGUAGAUGAGGAAGAUGAUGGUGACUGCAGGAGAGGAAGAGAAGCAGCACAGCAGAUGAUGAGUUUACUGAAGAAGAAAGAUCUGACAAAAAUCAAAGAAUCAUUUAUGCCUCAUCAGGGGAAACUGUGGCAUCAGUGGAGUCAGAAGAACAAAGAACUACAUCGACCUCAAGGAGAUAAACUAGAAAAGGAAAUAAAUAGAAAGAAAACAAAAAUGAUGAAAAUCCGUGAACAGCAACAUGAUUUUGACAUCAGUGAGUUUAUGGAGUUCUUUAUUAAAGAAAUGAACUCAGAUUCUGCAAAUAAGAUGUUUUUUCUUAAAUGGCUCAGAAUCCUCUUGGAUGAAUAUACAUCAGCUGACCUUUAUGCCCUACAUCAAAAGUAUAAUGAAAAAUGGUCAACAGGUUUAGAAUGUGAAGAGAACAAGGAAAAAUCUGAGCAAAACAAAACUAAACAAUCAGAACUUGAGAGACUAUCUGAGGAUCUUCAAGCUGCAGCCUUUGGUUUGGAGCACAUCAUGAGGGAAAUCGGACAAAUCUAUGAAUCAUGUGAAUCAGUGAAGAAGAACAAGAAAGACUUGAAAGACUUCUCUUCUCUCCCGAGUCUUGCAGCAGAGAUGAUGAUCUCUGGAUCUCCACUGGAGCUGAUGGAUGGAGAUGCUUCUCAUGUUCCUGUGAUCUGGAUCUCUGCUGUUCUAGAUCAACUCGUCCAGAAACUGGGAGACCAGAGAGUCUUUGUGCUGUCAGUUUUAGGGAUUCAGAGCUCUGGGAAAUCCACCAUGCUGAACGCCAUGUUUGGACUCCAGUUUGCCGUCAGUGCUGGCAGGUGCACCAGAGGAGCUUUCAUGCAGCUGGUCAGAGUGUCAGACGAGAUGAAAACACAACUGAACUUUGACUAUAUUCUGGUUGUUGACACUGAGGGUCUUCGUGCUCCAGAACUGGCUGGACGAUCAACUAGAGAUCAUGACAAUGAAUUGGCCACAUUUGUUGUAGGUCUUGCAAAUCUGACAUUGAUCAACAUCUCUGGUGAAAACCCAUCUGAGAUGCAGGACAUUCUUCAGAUUGUUGUUCAAGCCUUCAUGAGGAUGAAGAAGGUCAGACUGAAUCCCAGCUGUGUGUUUGUGCAUCAGAACGUUUCAGACAUCACAGCUAGAGAGAAAAACAUGGAGGGAAGGAGACGACUGCAGGAGAAACUUGAUGAGAUGACAAAACUCGCUGCUGUGGAGGAAGUCUGUGAUGAUGAAUGUUUCAGUGAUAUCAUUAGAUUUGAUGUUCAGAAUGAUGUGAAGUAUUUUCCUCAUCUCUGGGAGGGCAGUCCACCCAUGGCACCUACAAACCCAAACUACUGUGAGAACAUUCAAGAACUAAAGGAAACUAUCAUGUCUAAUGCCUCCAAAUCACAUGGAAUAAUGCUAAAAGACAUAAAAGAUCGUAUUAAAGAUCUCUGGGAGGCUUUACUGAAUGAAGGGUUCGUUUUCAGUUUCAGAAAUUCUCUGGAGAUUUCAGUCUACAGGAAACUGGAGACUGAAUGCAGCAAAUGGUCCUGGAGACUUCGCAAAGCCAUGUUGGAAACUGAGAACAAACUACACAACAAAAUAGAAAAUGAAGUAAUUCAUGAGGUUGAAGAAACUGAUCUUCAAAGAGAACUGAAGAAGACAAGUGAAGAAGUAGAGAAAUCAAUGUCAGAGUUCUUUGAGAAAGAAAAGGAUAAAGAUAUAAUGAUUCAGUGGAAAACAUCAUUUGAGAUUAAAAUCAAAGAGAUUCAGGAAAACAUUGUGAGAGAAACAAAGAGAAAAUUAAAUGAGAUUCUUCAGCAGCGAGACCUGAAGAAAAAGAUUGAUGCUCAGAGGACACAUCAUAUGAACACUCUCUAUGAAAAGAGCAAAGAACUUGCCUUAACACUCAAAGACAAAACAAAUGAUGACGAAACACUGAAGAAAGCGUUUUAUUUGUUUUGGGAACACAGUGUGAAGAAGAUCAUCACAGACACUCCUAUAAUCAAAGACAUUGACACAAUGAGGGAUGUGAAAAGACUUCUUAAUGACAUUCAUCAGGGAAUUCUCCCUGUUGAUCUCUGGAAAGAAGGCAGCGAAUACAAUGAUAUUUUCCCUAAUUAUUCUGAAUAUGUUAUUUUCAGAAAGUCCACAAAAAAAAGUGAGUUUAGGGAGGUCAAAGAAACACCCACCUAUGCUCAAACUCUGUCUCCAGAAGAUGAAGCCCAAAUAAGAUCAUUAGUUGCAAAUGUUGUCCAGCAGACAGAUAAAAUGAUUCAGUCAUUUAAUAUUUCAAUGAUGGGCUACAACAUCAGCUACAUUCAACAACUCACAGAUUACAUCAAGGAAAUAGUAACAGAACAUCAAGAAGGGCCAGUGAAAUAUAAGUUCAAAAAUGAAUUCUUCAUUGAUUUGGUUCUUUCCAUUUGUAAGAGAGCAAACAAGAUGAUCACUGACCAAUACAGACUGUUUCGAGAAGCCAAUGAUCCUGUAAUAUAUGUUGAGAAGAAGAGAGAAGAGUAUUUCAGUAUUUACAUGAAAUAUUGUCAUAGAGCAACUUCAGCUGCCAUUUUUGGUGAAAUCAUCUGUCAGAAACUUAAAGAGCCCAUUGAGCAGAGCGUCUACAAGAAGACUGCCAGAGAUCUGGCAGAUGAAAUGAGAUCAAACUGUGAAUCGCUGAAUGGAAACAGAUCAAAUCUGGAGAAACACAUCCUGAAGACACUGGCAGAUGAGGAGAAUUUUAACAAAUACAUGAACUACAUUCAUAAACCCAGAAAUCACUUCAAGAGUUUCAUCAGAGAUGAAGUCAGUCGGUACAUCACUGAUAAGUUCAGUGUCAGUGUUUUACCCAAGAUGGAGGAGAACAUUAACCUCCUGCAGCAGAAGAUCAUGAAAGCAGCUCAUGAAUCUACUGAACAUGUUCAAGUGAAGAGAGGAGAUGUUGGUUUGUGGUUGAAGAGUUUCACACAGCAGCUCUCAGAUGUGCUGAUCUUCUCUGAAAAAGACCUCAGUGGAGUUAAACAUGAUGGUGUUGAUGUGAAACUCCUAGAAGAUGUGAUGAGACAAGAUCUUCCCGCUAUAAUUUCUGUCAUCAGAUGCAGAUUCAACACAAAGACAUUUCCAGUAAAGCUGGACUAUAAAUUCAGACCAGAUGAGCUUCUGAUUGACCACUUCUGUCAGUGCUGUUGGGUUCAGUGUCCGUUCUGUAAAGCCAUCUGCACCAACACCAUAGAAAACCAUGAUGGAGAUCACAGUGUUCCUUUCCACAGAGUGGAUGGAUUAAAUGGCAUUCAUUUCAGGUAUACAACUAACUUGGGUGUUUGGAUCUGCACAACAUCAGUAGCAAGCAGCAAUCGAUCAUUUUAUCCCAAUGCCUCAGAAAAUGUAGUCCCCUGGAGAGAAUACAGAAGAGCAGGAGGAGUUCUUGCGAAGUGGAGCAUCACUCCUGACCUCUCUGAACUGCCCUACUGGAAGUGGUUUGUGUGCAGAUUCCAAAAAGAUUUGGAAAAAUACUACAAUAAAACAUUUGAAGGCAGUGGUGAGAUUCCAGAUGAAUGGAGAAAAUACACAAAACAGGAAACUGUUGAGAGUUUGGAUAAAUACAUUUAA